AUGUCCGCCGUGAACGCCUUUAUUUGCUACUGUCCAAAGCUAUCCAAGAAGAAGUCUGCAACCAUGGCGAACCUCACGUACUCUCACCCCCGCACCUAUGGCAAAGACUCGCGUCAUUGCCGCGUUUGCAAGACGACCCGUGGUCUGAUUCGCAAGUAUCAUCUGAACAUGUGCCGCCGUUGUUUCCGUGAGCGCGCCACGGACAUUGGCUUUGUCAAGUACCGGUAA
Molecule: messenger RNA, 228 nt
Organism: Peronospora belbahrii
Lineage: Eukaryota; Oomycota; Peronosporomycetes; Peronosporales; Peronosporaceae
Source: the annotation of a GenBank genome assembly